This is a messenger RNA of Solenopsis invicta (red fire ant), 1336 nucleotides long. RefSeq names its product transmembrane protein 179. The record is from RefSeq and is a predicted model, not a curated record. Lineage: Eukaryota; Metazoa; Arthropoda; Insecta; Hymenoptera; Formicidae. The coding region runs from base 212 to 877 and encodes 221 amino acids. The transcript has 2 exons.
UCGCAGCAGAGAUUCUGCGGUCACGUCCACCGAUUAUUUUGACAAGCGCGAAUACACUUCUGUCAUUUUCGUCGCCGACUCGAGAGAUCCGUCAAUGAGGAAAACGGGAUUUAUGGAUUCCAACUUUCAUUGUAAUCGUGUAUGACUUUUGUCCGUACAUUGUGCUGUGAAAUAUUCCCGUUCGAUCGUUUCGGGCAUAGUGUCGUGAAUUAUGGCACUGUCGAAUAUUUUACUGCUUAGCCAAAUAGCAGGCUACGUUGUGGCUUUUAUCCUGUCGCUUUGUAUUAUCGUGCCUAUGAGCCUUCAUCAGGAUGAAUUUAGAGGACACUGCCUUUUGUUUUCAACCGGAGUCUGGCAAGAGUCCGAUGGUCAAUUUGUGGUGAACUGGGCGUCACAGGCAUAUUGCAAUUACACGAUAUUCGUUGGUCUAAUACUCCUCGUAACAUCAGCGAUACAAAUCUAUCGGUUGUCUCUAUUUAUGUAUCGCAGUGAAGACAGUUCAUUUCUCUCUGCAUUUGUGGAUGUUGUAACUUCCAUCAUUCUUACCACUGUCACUUUAAUUGCCGCGAUUAUCGUGACCUUAGGUUUCAUGACGUGGUGUCAAUGUAUGACCAAGAGAUUUCCGUCGUGCGAAUUAGCAGCUGGAAACGAUAUUGAUAAAGCCGAUGGUAUCGAUACAUCAGGUUUUCAUAUCGAACUUGGCGCUGCUCAAUUUGGCAUUUGGAGCAGCCUAUCAAUUUGGGUCGGUUUGUCGGUUUUCGCUGUUUUAAAACUGCUAAGGUACCACCAACUAGAGAAUAUGAAAGUUUCCAUGUAUAGAGAAAGGCAAAGACUAAUAGAAGCUACAACGAGUAAUCAACAGCAGGAACCAAGUUAAAAGUUGAUAACCUAGCAUUUUGUUUCUCAGGGUGAAUUUGAUGAUACAUUUGCAAGGAUGAACGUGAAAUAUAAAUCUCAAAAAAUUCAUACAUUUACAUAAUACGUGUAGUUACAUAUAAGAUUCUUUGUUAACAUUGAAACACACAGAGCAGAGUGAUAUAUUGAUAAUGUAUACUAUUCUGUGUUCAGAGCCAAUCAAUUUCACAAAAAGAAUAGCAAUUUUUUUAUCGAAAGGUCUGCAUACAGUAAAAUAUUUUGAGAACAUAAAUAUAUUACAGUUCUCGUUUACAACCGAAGAAAAAUUCUUUAAAAGCUUCGCCAUAUAUCCAUGUUUAUUUAAUUUUCUCUAGGUUUAAGUAUGUAAGAUUUGUAUAAAGAUGCUAACAAUGUACAUAUAUUUCCAAACAUAGCGAACAAAUAUAAGUAUAAUAACAGAAAUAUAAAUAAUGGAAGUUAA